Messenger RNA from Funneliformis mosseae, 256 nucleotides. The record is from the annotation of a GenBank genome assembly. NCBI's taxonomy places the organism in Eukaryota, Fungi, Glomeromycota, Glomeromycetes, Glomerales, Glomeraceae.
AUGGAUGAAAUGGAUAAAACACAAAAAUAUUAUUAUAAUAAUCAUAAUUUUAAUGAUUCAAGUAAUGGAAGUGUUUAUUUAAAUAAUGUUAAGGAUGAUGAUAAUUUAAACAAUUUAAGUGACACAAGUGUUUAUAUAAAUGAUGCAAAAGAUUAUAAUAAUUCAAACGAUUCAAAAUUGGUUCAAGAAUAUGAUAAUUACAAUACACCUUUAGGUGAUUUAUAUGAAUCAGAUUUAUCUGAAAAUAUAAACAAUA